Messenger RNA from Penicillium arizonense, 1365 nucleotides. RefSeq lists its product as uncharacterized. Gene Ontology annotation, biological process: transmembrane transport. The transcript has 5 exons. Lineage: Eukaryota; Fungi; Ascomycota; Eurotiomycetes; Eurotiales; Aspergillaceae. Gene Ontology annotation, molecular function: transmembrane transporter activity. The coding region runs from base 1 to 1365 and encodes 454 amino acids. The record is from RefSeq and is a predicted model, not a curated record.
AUGCCUUCUAUGGAUUCAGUGUGGGGCCUUCGCUGGCGGUCAUCAGCGUGGUUUAUCGUCACAACAAUGGUCGUGGCACUCUUCACGGAUACUUUUCUAGCCAGCUUCAUUGUCCCCAUCCUUCCAUAUAUGCUCGAAGACCGAAUCAGCUUAGACCCCUCCCGCACACAGAGCAUGACUACCUGGUUAUUGUUUGAGAAUGCAGCUAUCAGUGUGUGUAUUCGAUUGCCGUUAGCACAUUUUGCAGAUCAGUCUACUUCGAAGCGCAAAUGGUUUAUGUCCGCGCUGGUGAUCGCCCUUGGUAGUACUAUUGCGACUGCAUUCUCGUCGUCUUUGGCUGUGCUGUUCAUCAGUCGGUUCGUGCAGGCUUUCGCAAAUAGUAUCAUGUGGGUCGUGGGAUUCUCGACAUUAGCAGAUGUAGUUCCGAUUCAACAUACAGCGAAAGUCUAUUCUGCGGUAUCUGUGGCAAACUCGCUGGGUAGCUCCACUGGCCCCAUGUUAUCUGGUGUUUUGUUCCAGCUGGCAGGGUACUGGGUGGCAUGGGCCUUGGCCUUUGCGAUCAUCGGUGUCGAUAUAGCUUUUCAUACUACUAGAGACCCUGCGAUUAAACAAGACUCACCUUCUGAGCACUCGCCCCUUCUCUCUACCCAGCGCAUCUCCGACCAUUAUGAUGGUCCCAAGUCCCAGGAUCCUCCUAAGGCGAUGCCAAACUUCUAUAAAUGCAUUUUCAGCAAGCCCAACUUCUGUGCCGGCCUGUGGUGCGGUUUCAUGUUUGGUGUCAUAUUCACUGCAUUUAAUACCACAGUCACACUACAUGUCCGUGAUGCAUUUCAAUGGGGUGGCAUGCAAACUGGGCUUACGUUCGCAGCCCUACAAGCUCCCCGUCUCAUGAUGUCUCCAUUUGUGGGCUGGUUAAAAGACCGGAUAGGGACACGGAUACCAACUGUUUAUGGAUACGCCAUAUUGACUCCGUUAAUCUGGCUUUUGGGCAUUCCAGGCAGUGGGCUGUUUUCCUGGGCAGACACCGAGAGCCGGGGACCUGCUCUGUAUGUGUUAGCCAUGGUUUUGAUUGGAUUCAACUCCUCGUUUUUGAACGCAGCAGGAGCCAUUGAAGCUACAAUGGCUGCCAAAGAGCUGGCAAAGGAACACCCUGGGGCAUUUGGUCCUGGUGGUGGUAAGUCGCGAGCCCUUGCUCUAUCUGGUAUCACUUAUGUAUUGGGAUCUUGUGCUGGACCUGUCCUGGCUGGGACGCUCAAUGAGAAAUUUGGUUACUACGUAAUGAAUUGCGUUAUUGCUUCAUUGUCUGCUUUCACCUGCAUUGUUGCAUAUACUUGCCUUCCAAAGAGGAAAAUCGCAAAUGUAUAA